Molecule: messenger RNA, 980 nt
Organism: Nicotiana tabacum (common tobacco)
Lineage: Eukaryota; Viridiplantae; Streptophyta; Magnoliopsida; Solanales; Solanaceae
Source: RefSeq, a predicted model, not a curated record
AUGGGACCUCUCAUUCAGAAGGAACAUGCAAGAUUGGGAGAUUGCGGAGCUCCAAGAUUUGUUGGCACUGCUAUACGGGCAAGACAGGCUCCAGCCAUCCUACGACUCUUGGUGAUGGGGCUUGCGUGGCGAUGUUUGUUCACCGUAAAGUCCUUUUACCAGAAAAUCUGUUUAGGUUCUGAUUGGUGGAGAGACAGGAAAAGGCUAGGACAACACAGUAGUUUUGCUUAUGAAAUGGCACUCUUGGUGGACCUGUCUCCUUUCUUGGACAGCAGAUGUAAGGAUCUAUUUAGAUGUGCAUUUCACGGGAAGCAUCUCAUUCAUGCUUCUCUUCAAUAUAUGCAGAUACUCUUAUAUUGUAGGUCGUCAAUACCACCACAGCAUCAAUGGCCUGCUACUCAGAAGCUUUUCACUUUGGAUGUAAUUUACCUCCACGACAAGCCUGGACCUGACAACUGUCCUCAGAAGGUGUAUGAUGCCCUCGUGGAGGCCCUUGAACUUGUCAGCGAAUAUGAGGCUUACAUAUUUGAGAGUGGUCAGGGGCUUACUCGUGUCCUCUUCCGUCAUAUCUGCACACUUCUAUCCCAUCCUCAGCAACGUUGUUGUCAAGAUGACAUUGACAUACCCAAGUCCCUUGCAAAGAAGUCACCUGUGGCUGAUCCUGCACCAGUUGACGAAAAUGCUGUUGUUUCCAGCCAAUAAUACAGAACACAAACAUUUGAAUCAUCAGACUUUCGGGGAGCUGCUUAUUAUUCAUCUUGUUUUCCUGUCUAGAAUGCAGCCCCCAUUUGUUGAUAACACUUCAAAGUUAAUUUUAGAGGUUUUAAUGGAUUGGUAUAAACGUAUCACUGUAUCAGGAAUGGUAAGCAGUAUCUGCUUCCCUUAUUUGCCUUUUGCAUUUGCUGUGUACCUACAUGUAUGCCUUGGAAUAUUCUACCAGAGAUGUUUAUUUAGCAUUCUAGGUUCUUAACUGAACAUUA